UGAACUUGUUUUCCAAAGGAGUAAUAUUCCUUUCUGCAAUUAUUUAGUCAGACACUGCGACAGUAGCUUUUGGAAAAGGACCUCAUCCAUUGGAUCUAAAUUUAUAAACGGUUGAAAUUGCGCCAUUCACUUUUCCGUUGUUACGUCUGCAAUUACAUUACAUACAUAUAUACGGAGACCAAAACGAAAAAGCUAACAGUCGUCUAUGGCGGACGACGAGACAUGGUCCUUGACGUCAGGCCACAGCUUCCAUUACGACAUAUUUCUCAGCUUCAGAGGAGAAGACACAAGUCACAACUUCACCAACAAACUCUACAAUGAACUCGUACGUAACGGCGUACGUACAUUCAUCGACGAUGAAGGCUUAGAUCGCGGCGAAGAGAUCGCACCGAGUCUAGUCACAGCGAUUGAAGACUCAGCGGCUUCAAUCGCGGUGAUAUCGGAGAACUACUGUUCUUCAAAGUGGUGCUUAGAAGAACUGGCAAAGAUCGCGGAAUGCAAAAGGCAAUUGUUGCCUGUUUUCUAUGGAGUUGACCCAUCGGAUGUAAGGAGACAGAAAGGUCCAUUUGAGGAGCAUUUUAGGAAUUACGAUAUUUUGGUGGAACCAGAGAAGGUUUCUCGGUGGAGAGAAGCUAUGAAGAAAGCUAGUAAUACCGCCGGUUGGGAUUCUAGGCUCUGGUAUAUACUUUCAUCCCUUUAUCUUUUCCUCUGCCUCAAAAUUUCAACCUAUAAAUUUCUCCCUCCGUCCAUUUUUAUUUGUCCUGUAUAUUAAAAAUAGAUGUCCACUUUUACUUGUUCAGUUAG
Messenger RNA from Lycium ferocissimum, 804 nucleotides. RefSeq names its product disease resistance protein RPV1-like. Gene Ontology annotation, biological process: signal transduction. The transcript has a single exon. The record is from RefSeq and is a predicted model, not a curated record. Bases 206 to 772 code for a protein of 188 amino acids. NCBI's taxonomy places the organism in Eukaryota, Viridiplantae, Streptophyta, Magnoliopsida, Solanales, Solanaceae.